This is a messenger RNA of Pseudophryne corroboree (corroboree frog), 611 nucleotides long. RefSeq names its product fucolectin-like. Bases 49 to 555 code for a protein of 168 amino acids. The transcript is spliced from 3 exons. NCBI's taxonomy places the organism in Eukaryota, Metazoa, Chordata, Amphibia, Anura, Myobatrachidae. The record is from RefSeq and is a predicted model, not a curated record.
AAAUGAGGUGUUAUCACUGGAGAUUAUACCAGACACCAGACAUCAGACAUGAGAUCAGCUGCUUCCUCUCUUCUCCUGGGGCUGGUCCUGCUCUCAGCAGUGACUGCUGCAGUAUAUGAGAAUCUUGCUCUUAGAGGCCGUGCGACACAGUCAUCUAUAUAUCUAGACCAUUCCAAUGGAUAUUUGGGCCUGGGUAUGAAUGCAAUAGAUGGAAACACAGAUCCCAACUAUUACCAUGGGUCAUGCUUUCACUCUAAUAAUGAUGUUGGUCCCUGGUGGAGAGUGGACUUACUGGAUUCUUAUUACAUCUCCAAUAUAAUUAUCACCAACCGAGGAGACUGCUGUCCAGAACGGCUGAACGGAGCAAAAAUUGUUGUUGGAAACUCACUUGUAAAUAAUGGAAAGAACAAUCCAAGUUGCGGACAGAUUACCAAAUUAGCAGCUGGAGCGUCACAAAACUUUCAGUGUCAUGGGAUGGUGGGCCGCUAUGUGAUUGUCUAUCUUCCGGGAAAACAAAACCUCCACUUCUCUGAGAUACAAAUAAUGGGCUACUAAAGCUAAUCAUACUGGGUUCAAAAUUCAUUCCCUGAAAUAAAUCAAAGGCAUUAAAA